This is a messenger RNA of Melanotaenia boesemani (Boeseman's rainbowfish), 2464 nucleotides long. RefSeq names its product protein phosphatase 1, regulatory subunit 3Aa (gene ppp1r3aa). The transcript has 6 exons. The record is from RefSeq and is a predicted model, not a curated record. NCBI's taxonomy places the organism in Eukaryota, Metazoa, Chordata, Actinopteri, Atheriniformes, Melanotaeniidae. Gene Ontology annotation, molecular function: protein phosphatase 1 binding; glycogen binding. Gene Ontology annotation, cellular component: protein phosphatase type 1 complex. Gene Ontology annotation, biological process: regulation of glycogen biosynthetic process. Bases 182 to 2464 code for a protein of 760 amino acids.
AACGUAAUACGCUACCAGCAUCCCUGUUUGUCACGGGACAGCGAAAAAGAUGGAAUAUAAAAAUGGAGCCUGCAACUACGUAUCAGUGCAGCCAGGCUAGGGGCACUCUGGUCUGUGCCACCCUCCGAGCCAGACAGACAGAACGACAGGCAAACAGCUGCCUCCCACACCAUCACGCAUUAUGGAGGCUUUGUACAUUCAGCCUUCAAACAGGGCAGGGGUGAUGGCUGAGGAGGAGGAAGAGGAAAAAAAUGGGGAACAAGAUGAGGGAGGAGCAGAGGCCUUUUCUCCUACAGGCUCUACUACAGAUGAAGAAGCGGAUGAGGAUUCAGAACCAGAACCAGAACCCCCACCAGUUGUUCGCAGGAAGGUUUCGUUUGCAGAUGCCUUUGGUCUCGACUUGGUGUCAGUUAAAGAGUUUGACAAUGCCGAGGUGACAGAGUCUGAGAUAAGCUGGACCAAUGAAAGGCCGGCAGCCCAUUCAUCAGAGGAGUUUUAUCUCUCUUGUCUGUUUACAUCCCCCUCAUCCCCAGAGGAGCUGGACCAGAGGCUGCAGGCACAGAUGGUGGAGCUGGAGAGCAUUGAGCUCCUUCCUGGAACCACCACCAUCCGUGGCAUCAUUAGGGUGGUCAACCUCUGCUACAGCAAGAGCGUUUAUGCUCGGAUAACCAUGGAUCGAUGGAAAAGUUACUUUGAUCUGCUGGCAGAGUACGUGCCUGGAUCCAGUGAUAGGAAAACAGACAGGUUUACCUUCAGGUAUACUCUGAUUCCUCCCUUUGAAAAAGAAGGCACCAGAGUGGAAUUCUGUCUCCGUUAUGAAACUUCAGCGGGCACAUUCUGGGCUAAUAACAAGGAAAUGAAUUAUGUGCUGUUCUGCCACCAAAAGGAACACGUGAAGGAGCACGCUCCCCAAACACAAGAGGAAAACAGCAUCUAUAAGAGCAAGAGGAGCUGUCUCAGAGCUAACAGGAAUGGAACUACUGAGGGAAAGACCAAGGACACUAUUAACACAAAUAGUGUUUCUGCAGAAGUAGAAGCAGCACAUAAUGUAGAAAGGGCUGGCAGAGAGACGAUGGACAUCACAGAGAUGCAACUGCUACUUCAUUGUGAAGAGCAUAAGCCUUGGGUUGAAAGUGUAAAAAACCGACGCAGAGCAACACAUUUGGCACAUGUGCAGGACUACCUCUCCCUAAAGAGGCAGCAACUAUCAAAGGCAUAUCCACAUGAUUCACACUGUGGCCAAAAGGUUUCUCAGCAUACGCCAGCUCCAUGUGGUGAUUCUGUCAGCUUACCCCAUAAAUGCCAAAAGAUGCAAUUGAGCAAGAGUCCACCGGUACUCACCUACCAUCAGAUUCCUCUGCUUCCACUGGACUGGAACAACGAUAUACCACAGCAAUGGGGCACUGUCGAUGUGGAUGACAUCUGGACUGGAAGAGCUAAAAGGACUUUGUCAAAAGCGUCUAAAGAAAACACACCUUCUUUUAAUAAUAUGUGGGAGACUUUUCCUAAAAGUACAGAUGAUACUAACAAUAAAGAAACCCCUAUGAGUGAUGAAUGGCAGGCUUUUCUUAAUGGGCCCAGCUAUAAGGACCACUCUAAUGUUCCUGAGGCAGAAUGGCUGCAGACAGCAGCAUCUGUGUCUCCUUCAAAUGAUAAGCUGCCCCAAAUUCAAUAUGCAGCAAGAAGUCAAGACUUUCUAGAACUUCAGGUGGGCACAGAUACACCUACCACCUCACACUCACACACCUUAGCUGUAUGUCAGCUGCUGUCAGACGCUUGCGAAACAUCAUCAGCUACUGCUGCCUUGAACACUGAAGAUCAUCAACUAGCAGAAGCAUGUGUCAGGGGCCCAAGAGAUGACAACCCAUUGGCGCAUGAUGCUUUCCAAAGGUCACAGACAAACGCUGUAACAGACACUCCACAGGAAUUUAACCUCAAGGGGGCAACGCCUCUGUCCGAGGACACUGUUGAUAGUCCAACUGAGUGUCACAAGCAUGCAGUCUGGGAGCGAGAAAGUGAGGGAAUAAUAGGAAGAGCAGAAGGAAUAGGAGGAGACGAGCCCUUCAUAUUGCACACUGCUGACUUGGUAACAAGCUCAGGGGAGUCUGAGACAACAGACAUGACAGCAAUGCCAGAGUCUCAGAAUGCCAGCGCUGUUGAUAGGAUCUCACAGGGAGCAAGGCAGGAUGAGGGUCUUUCUUCCAUCGGGGAAGGGGAGGUUACAUGUACCACACACAAUGCAACAGAUGACAUGUUGGCAUUUAGGGAGACAAUCAGGCAGGAGGAAAAGGAUGGGGAGAUGUGUGUCUUUUCUAACUCCAGACAAGAAGUGGAGGAGGAGAUCACGAUGAACUAUAUGGAAAAGAAAGCGUUUACAGGAGAGGAGAUAUAUAGGCCACAGACCGAAGAGUGCGAAAUAUCCCCAAGAUCAUCAACUGAUAUCCCCUGCAUUCCUCCCCCUUGA